AUGCGAUCAAAAUAUUACAAGGAAGAAGAAAAUAAGGGUUUUAUAAAAACGCAUUAUUUUCGUAAAAUCGAUACCGAAAAGAUCGACAAGAAAUUAAUAAGCCUUGAGAAUAAUUUUAAUGGUGAUGAUGUAUAUUUAGACAUUGUAAUACAUGAUAAGGAACGAAAUAAUUUUGAUUUUUUCCUUAUGAGAAUAACAGAAAGUUCGAGUGUUAAUAAUAGUUUAGAUGCAUGGAAUCAUAUCGAUAUAACUAAUAUAUAUAAUUAUAUAUUAUACGAUAAUAAAUAUUGUAGUGAUAUAAUAAAUGAAAAGAAAGGAUAUUUAAUAUUGAAAUUAAAAUAUACGAAUGAAAAUAAUAUUAUUACUUCUUAUUUUAAAGUUCAUUGUAGAAAUACAAAAUGGGAAAAUGAUAAGAAAGUAUGGCAUAUACCUUUAUUUUAUAUAUUUGAAAUGUCUAAACUUACCUUGUUUUUAGGUGGUACAGUUAGUGAUACUGUACUUUAUUAUUUAUGUAAAUUAUUUCAUCAUUUUUCUAGUAUUAAAAAUGUAAAUAGCAAUGCUAAAAUGAAUGAAUUAUCUAAGGAUCAGCUUAUAAAAACGGAUGAAAUAUGUGACACUACCCAUAAGGAAAAAAAGAACAACGAUGAUGAUAAUACAGAAAAUUAUCACAACAAUAAUAAUAAUAAUAAUAAUCAAAACAACAACAACAAUAAUAAUAAUAAUAUUGCUGUUCAGGUUAAUUGCAGAAAACAAGAUAAAUUUUAUCCUAGUAAUAAUGAUGUAAUAAGAAAUUCAAGUCCAAAAGUUGUUUUCGGAAAUAAAAAUGAUAAUAAUUAUAAAAAUGUACUUCAUUAUGAUAAAAAUAUACCGCAUGGUGAUAAUACUAUGAAAGAUGAAGUGAACAUCCUAAAUCAUCAUGUACCUGUAAACCAUUUGCAUACACAACAAAAACAAGGUGAAGAUAGUUGUAUAGAGAAUAACAAGAUAAAUAAUUUACAGAAAAACAAAAAUGAAGAAAUAAAUGUUAUAGAAAAGGAUUUAACCUUAAAGGAUAACUGUGAUGUAUUAUACAAGGAGAAAAAAAUAAGAAAUGAUGAUGACAGGAAUUACAACACCGAUGAGGACACACAUUAUGAUAAUAAUGAUGAUACUUACUAUGAUGAUGAUAAUGAUGAUAGUUGUGAUAAUAAAAAUGAUGAUUGUGUUAAUAAAAAUGAUGAUUGUGUUAAUAAAAGUGACGAUUGUGUUAAUAAAAGUGCCGAUUGUGUUAAUAAAAGUGCCGAUUGUGUUAAUAAAAGUGACGAUUGUGUUAAUAAAAGUGACGAUUAUGUUAAUAAAGGUGACGAUUGUGUUAAUAAAAGUGACGAUUGUGUUAAUAAAAAUGAUCAUUGUGUUAAUAAAAAUGAUCAUUGUGAUGAUAAAAAUAAUAUAUGUGAUAAUAAAAAUGAUCAUUGUGAUAAUAUAAAUGAUGGUUAUACUAACCAAGAGAAUAAUGCUUCGAAAGACAGUAAUAAGAAUACAACAAAUGAAAUAACUUUCAACUUGGAUAUUUUUAUAAAGGAAAAUAAAUUAAAUUUUAUAGAAUAUAUUAAGAAUGUAAGAAUGUUCAGGAUUGAACACAUCAUUAUAAAUAAUAUUGUAAAAGGUGAUACCAUGUAUAUAAAGUUAAUACCGUAUAAUGAAGAUAUCGUCACAAAAAUAAAGCAAACAAAUUUUAUACAGUGGAAUAGAACGGAGAAUAUAUUAUUAAUAAAAAAAAGUAAUUUUAAAAAUUUUUAUAUAAAUAUAAUAAAAGGUUUUAAUUUUAAGUUAUGUUCUUAUUAUGAUUAUUUUAAAUUAUUUAGACAAAAAAUUAUGGAAAAUGAUUGUAAAUCGUUAAAAGGAAAUUUUAGUGUCACAACAAAUAUAACAUUAAAUACAGAAUAUUUAAGUACGAAAUUUAAUAAAAGAAAAAUGGAUUUUCAUAAUAAAGAAGAAGAAAUAACUGAUAAAGGAAAUGUUCGAAAACAUUCCAAAAAAAAAAAAAAAAAUAUAAAUGGGCUUGGUUAUGAGAGUACAGAUUCAUGUAAUUCAGAUGAAUUAUCGAAUAAUGUGGAUUCAAGUUAUUAUGAAGGUAGAGAAUUAGUAAAUAAAAUAAAAUUAGUUGGUGCUGCAAAUAAUUAUUAUAAAGAAGUUAUAUAUAAUAAAUUACAUAAAAUAAAACAUUUACGUCCACCUAAUUAUACAUAUGACCCUAAAGGAUUAAUUACGAAAAAUGGAGCAGGUACCAAAGGUAUUGAAAUUUUUGAUAUGCCUAGUGAUAUUAAUGAAUGGAAUAAAAUAAGUUUUUGUAUUGUACCUAAUGAGAAAAAGGAUAUAGAUUUAUAUGAUCCAAAAAUUUUAUGUAGUUUAGUUAGUGAUGUUUAUUUACUUAAAGAAAAAGCAUUAGAUAUAAUAUUAAAAAAUUAUAAAAAAUGGCCUGAAUAUACUGAUGUGUUUUGGAAUACGGUAUGCUCCGAAAAUGAAUUUAUUGUAUGUAAUAAAAACUUUAAUACAAGACAAAAAUUAGCUCAUGAUAGAUUAUUUAAUAAACAAUACUUUUAUAUUUUUAAUAUGGAAAGUAUUAAACAUUCAAAUUAUUAUAAUCCAUUAUUUCUAUGUAAAGUUUUAAUUACCUUAGGUGAAGGAAUCCUUGUUCAACAUCCAUAUGAUGCAGAGUAUAUCAUUAUCACAAAUUCUAAUGAUUUUAAUGCUAUACAAUUCUAUAAUUAUCUUCAUGAAAAAAAAAAAAAAAAAAAAAAAUUACCCUUAUUUGUAACUCCAAAGUUUAUAUAUGAUUGUAUUUUAAACUAUUCUAUUUCUUAUCCUUCAAAAAAUAAAAACCACUUUGCCUUCUCCUCCUAA
Molecule: messenger RNA, 2883 nt
Organism: Plasmodium reichenowi
Lineage: Eukaryota; Apicomplexa; Aconoidasida; Haemosporida; Plasmodiidae
Exons: 1
Coding region: 1-2883 (960 amino acids)
Source: RefSeq, a predicted model, not a curated record